Molecule: messenger RNA, 1247 nt
Organism: Neurospora tetraspora
Lineage: Eukaryota; Fungi; Ascomycota; Sordariomycetes; Sordariales; Sordariaceae
Exons: 2
Coding region: 272-1126 (284 amino acids)
Source: RefSeq, a predicted model, not a curated record
UGGAACCGUGCUCAUCAAGUGAUGGUUUGUCUGUCGUUUCGGAUGGUCUUUGUGAUUUCUCCUUCUCUUCUUUCUUCUUCAGUUUAUGCGCUACGGCGCAAUCUAACGACACCGGCGACAUAUUCCAACAGCAUCAUCUUGAGUUCACUACAGGUGCCGAUCCCCUACGGCAACAGACGAGACAUCUUCAAGGACGGCAACAAGCGAGCGAGAUGGCCUCAGGGUUCUCAUAGCCCACCCACCACAAACCUAGAGCCUCGGAGCGAUUCCAAUGGAUCCAUCGCAUCUUCAGGGAUCGUCUUCGUCCCAAGUCAGAGACCAAACCGGGAAGGCCCCGGAGGUGUACUGGGCAGAUGAUGAUCGGGAGGAUGAGCGAGGGAACGAUACAAGCGAUAACGCAGAAGACUCUCAGUACACUUUCUUUCGUGAAGGGACACCAACGCCGCCAGAACAAAACGAUGAGCAUGAGAAGGGAAGUUAUGCGGCCUCUCGGUCUACGGUCGGCGGCAGUCUUCCGCCGGCUGAAGACUCUCGAGGCUGUAUCGGCAGAUAUCAACAGAGAUGGGGAAUCAGAAGAGGCGUCCUGUGGGCGAUCAUUAUAGCGGUGAUAGUGCUUGCUAUUGUGCUUCCCCUGAGUGUGGGCCUUGGUGUUGGCUUAUCGAGGUCGUCAAAGUUGUCGGCCAGUACAACAGCACCUGGACCAUCAAGCUCACAAACCGCCCUUCCUAUAUCAAGCAGUCCUAAACCUUCCCCCAGCUCCUCGAUCAUUCCCAGUCAUUCUCAAACGGCAGUCUCAACCGCAACAACUACCCCAAGCAGCACAACCUCGUCGUCAAACAACAAACCAAGACCAACAGCAUACUCUGACUGUCCCGCCGCCAACAACACGAUGCAGAGGAUCCCCGGGCUAGCGAAAGACUUUCUGCGCCUGUGUGGAGUGGACUACACCGCAAACGACCUCGGCAACUUUCUCGCCGGCAAUAUGGCCGAGUGUAUAGAUGCCUGUGCGGCCAUGGAGAGGUGUACCGGCUGCUCUUGGGGGUAUCUGGACGGUGACAAGGGCAACAAGCAUCGGUGCUGGUUGAAGGGUAGUUUGCAGACUGCUAGGGAGCAACCGAGUGAUUAGUGUUUUGCGAUGAUUCCGCGAUGAUUCCACGGUGAUUCUUGGCGAGAUGAGGUUGAAGUCAUGAUGUGUUAAUAUGACUGGGAAGUUGAAGAAGAUGGAAGAGGGAAGAUGAUGGACGAUG